GCCGUGUUGUGGUCUGAAACGGUACCAAAGCUCUAUUGCAAGAAACAGAACCACGGUUUUAUUGUUUUCGUGUUGGUUUAGCUUGAAAAGUAAUUAUCGGUGUAUGCUGUCGAUUCCUUUGUGGCAGAUGAAUGGCCGUUACCGCAGCUAGAGUGAUGGCAACGAGCGGAUCGGCGUCUUUGUCCCGGUUCAGAGGCGCACUGGUGGCCGGGGUCUUGGGGGACUGUAUCGGCGGAGAGUUCGAGGGCGCAGAGGAGGUGCCCAUGGAAAGCGUGUUGGCGCACCUGAGCGGGCUGGAUGACGAGACCAAAGGAAAUGGCGUCCUUGAAUACAGCGAUGACACGGCUAUGGCGCGCUGUGUGGUUCAGUCCCUUCUCACUAGAACUGGUUUUGAUGAACAGGAUAUGGCACGCCGGUUUGCCAAGGAGUACAGUGCCUCCCCGGGUCGUGGAUAUGGUUCUGGGGUCAUCCAGGUGUUGAAGAAGCUAUCCUGUCCACGGCUCAGUGAUGUGUUCCAGCCAGCAAGGGACCAGUUCAAUGGCCGGGGCUCUUUUGGAAAUGGGGGUGCAAUGAGAGCUGCACCCUUUGCACUGGCUUUUUCCAAUGCGACUGAUGUUAAAAGGUGUGCUCGGUUGGGUGCCAUGCUGACACACUCUUGUUCUUUGGGUUACAAUGGUGCAAUCCUGCAAGCACUUGCUGUUCACUUCUCUUUGCAAGGAGGACUAGAGGCACCUCAACAGUUCAUCAACAGUCUGAUUACAGAGAUGGAAGAAGUGGAAGAUACAGACGUGGCACGCAAGGAUGCCAGAAUCUUGAAGGAAGCAGAGAAGCCAUUUUGUGAAAGACUUCAUAGAGUAAAGGAGCUGAUGGAAAGGAGCAAUGUCAGCAUUGAGGAAGUAAUCUCAGAACUGGGUAAUGGCAUUGCAGCCCUCCACUCUGUCCCCACUGCCAUCUUCUGUGUCCUUCACUGUCUUAAACCCCUGGAAUGCUUACCACAGAGCUACAGAGGCCUGGAGAGGACAAUUGCCUACAGCCUUGCACUAGGAGGGGACACGGACACUAUUGCUUGCAUGGCCGGUGCUAUCGCUGGAGCUCACUACGGCAUUGAGUCCAUUCCACUCUCAUGGAUCAAAUGCUGUGAGGGAGCAGAGGAUGCAGACAGAGACGCAGAAAGACUACACGCUUUGUAUCACCAGAUGUCACUGAACAAUGCGAGUAGCACAGGGGAGAAAAGUGCUGAAGAUGGAUCCAGAAAUGGUACAGCAAGCAAGGCAGGAAGAGGUGAAUAAAAUAA
This is a messenger RNA of Periophthalmus magnuspinnatus, 1294 nucleotides long. It is a transcript of the gene adprs, whose product is annotated as ADP-ribosylserine hydrolase. The coding region runs from base 132 to 1289 and encodes 385 amino acids. The record is from RefSeq and is a predicted model, not a curated record. Gene Ontology annotation, cellular component: nucleus; mitochondrion. The transcript is spliced from 6 exons. Lineage: Eukaryota; Metazoa; Chordata; Actinopteri; Gobiiformes; Gobiidae.